AUGAAUCCUAGUACCCUAUUGGAAAACAGUGAAGAAAACCCUGAGGAAAAUAGUACAGGAUGUGAACUUGCUGUUGACCCUCAAAUCAAUGAUGACCAUCUGCUGCCAUCAGCAAGCAUUACGGGUGCAAGCUCUGCUUCAAAUAACAGGAAGUCUUCUUCUAGUAGUGACUCGUCCUCUAGUAGUGACUCGUCUUCUAGCAGUGAAUCAUCUUCUAGCAGUGACUCAGAAACUGAAGAUAUUGACACAGAUGAUUCCGUGAAAGAUAAGGACUAUAUCCCAAGCAAAGAGGAAGAAGAGAGUUUUAACCUUGAAGAGAAGGACGCAGUUGAUAAAAUUCCUGUACUAGUUAGUCCGCAAAAGGGACGUAAACGUAAACAGCACCUGAGUCAAUGGAAGAAACAUAAAGCGAAAAAAUUAAGAAACUCUGGAAAGGCUUAUAUAAGCAAAAAUAAGAAAAUAAGACCAGAAAGGAAAAUGAAACUGCCAUGUGGAAAUAAAUGUCGAAUUAAAUGUUCAGAACAGAUAAAUGAAGAAAGGCAAAAACUCUUUGACUCUUAUUGGGCAUUAGGAGACAUUGCUCAACAGUGGCAGUUCAUUUCAAACUGCAUUAAAACUGUUAGACCUAAAUACAGGUAUAUUCGUGAGGGAGGCAACCGUCAACCUAGGAACAAUAACAGUUCCUUUCACUUCAUGGUUGGUCAGAAUGAAAUUCGUGUUUGCAAACUUUUUUUCAAGAACACACUUGAUAUCAAUGACCGGCCAAUAAGAACAGCUUUAGCAAAGCAAAGCAGAGUUGCUAAUGUUCUUAUGGAACCUGAUAAGAGAGGCCAACAUGGUAAUCAAGUAACUGUUGAUCCUGAAAUUAGGAAAGGCGUCAAGGCACAUAUUGAGUCUAUCCCUCAGAUAGAGUCACUAUACGAGAGCUACAUCAAGUAGGACAUUCAUAUGCGGCUCUAAAACAAUUGCAGAAAUUCACCGCGAUUAUGUUGAGAAGUCCAAACAACAAAAGGUACCUUAUGCCAAUUACACUCUGUUUUAUCGCAUUUUUACCACAGAGUAUAAUAUUUCUUUUUUUGUUCCUAAAAAGGACCAAUGCGAUGUUUGUUCAUCUUAUCAUAAUGCGGAGGAUGAAGAGAAAGAGCGCCUUCAAGGAAGCUAUGAAAAUCACCACAAAGAAAAAGACAUGUCAAGAAAUGAAAAACAUAAAGAUAAAACUGAGAGUGAUGCAGUUGUUGCUGUUUAUGACCUUCAGGCUGUAAUGCAGAUACCAAAAGGGGACAUUUCAGUUUUUUAUUACAAGUCAAAGCUGAAUGUUUUAAAUUUUACUAUUUACAAUGCUAAAACAAACUCAUGUAAUUGCUAUGUCUGGAAUGAAACUAAUGGCCAACGUGGGGUUAAUGAAAUUGGGACCUGUGUUCUCGAUUACAUUAAAACCUUGUGUGAGGCAGGAGAAACUGACAUAAUUUUUUACUCAGAUAACUGUUCUGGCCAACAGAAAAAUAAGUUCAUGAUGGCACUUUACCUUUAUGCAGUAAACAACUUACCAAAUAUAACUUCAAUAACACACAAGUUUCUAAUAAAAGGGCAUACCCAAAAUGAGGGUGACUCUGCCCAUUCCCUAAUUGAAAGAGAAGUAAAGAGAAUUUUAAAAAGUGGACCCAUUUAUGUGCCGGAAACUUACGUAACGGCAAUUCGAACUGCUAGAAAGAAAGGACAGCCUUUCGUAGUAAAAGAGCUUUGUUACAAAGAUUUCUUGAACAUCAAGUCUCUAGCUACUGAAAUGGGACCUAUCAAUUGCAAGACUCUUCAACUCUCUGAUGUUAAAGUAAUGAAAUUUGAAAAGCAGUCACCACUGUCAGUUUUUUGUAAACAUUCCUAUGGUUCAGACUAUAAGGAGCUUAAAAUUUUGAAAAACUCAAAUAAAGCCACCUCCAUUAAUGACUUAUUGCCAUGUUACUCCAGCAAACUUACAUUGCCUGCUAACAAGAAAAAAGACUUGAUGGACCUUUGUAAUAAAAAUCUGAUUCCACGAUGCCAUCAUAAAUUUUAUGAAGACCUGUAAAUGAAAUCAAUCUUAAUGAAAUGAGUUAAAAUACAAAUUUAGUAUGCCUAUUACGAUAUUAAGUUUUGUUGUAUGCUAAUUCAUUAGGUACAUAUUAUUUGAAUGGAAUAUUAAAUAGAUGUUUAUUUUAUAAUGUUUUUUUAUUUUUUAUUAUACAGUCCA
Messenger RNA from Scylla paramamosain (green mud crab), 2227 nucleotides. RefSeq names its product vitellogenin-1-like. Lineage: Eukaryota; Metazoa; Arthropoda; Malacostraca; Decapoda; Portunidae. The coding region runs from base 1 to 939 and encodes 312 amino acids. The record is from RefSeq and is a predicted model, not a curated record. The transcript is spliced from 2 exons.